Cinara cedri is the source of this 4237-nucleotide messenger RNA. The record is from the annotation of a GenBank genome assembly. NCBI's taxonomy places the organism in Eukaryota, Metazoa, Arthropoda, Insecta, Hemiptera, Aphididae.
CAGGUGACCCGCUUUGAAGACGAAAAAUUAUGGUCACAUUACUGUUACUGUAUGAACGCAUAUACCGUGCACGGCAACAAAGCGCCACCGCCGACCGCGACGGGUGACGUCACUGAUCAUUAUGGUGCAGUAGGGAUGUACAUCGUUCACAUGCUCACCUAACGCCAACCUUGGUAUCUAUAAUACCACGAUUUAAGAUAGUACUAUCUAAAUGAAUAUUGAUUAGUGAUCGCUAGAAGAGCUACCAAGUGUUAUUGCUAAACUUUUGUUGUUUAAUUUUAUACGUUUUUAUUUAAGUAUACUUGUCAAUUGUGUAUUUUAUACGGUUCCUGGAAACUCUAGAAUAUUUUUUCACGAUCUUAAAUCAGAAAUAAAAGAUAUAUUUUAUAACUAUGGCGUUAAAAAAAACCAAAGGUAUACAUUUUUGAAUUUAUAUUUUAACCUGUAUUUAUUGAUGUUAUAAACAAUUGUGUAAUCAGUAUUUGACGUUAGACUGGGUUUUAAAUUUAUGUUACCUAUUUUAAAGUUUACACUUUUUAUCUCUAGAGUGUAGAUGAAAUCUUGUUAGUCUCCAAAGCUAUUUAGUUAUUUACAGACCCUUAUAAAUAAUGGUUUUUCAUAAAAAUCAUGGUUAAUGUAUUUCCAUAGAGUAGAGACAUCAUGGUUAAUGUAUUUCCAUAGAAUAGAGACAUGUUUAAAAUAACAAACAAUAUUUUGCACAUAAUUCCCCAUAAACUAAUCAAAACAAAAUGUACAGGUUCAACAAAACUCAAGGUUCCUGAAAAGUGGAUAGAAUUUGCUCCAAAUUCUACUAUAAUAUGUAAUAAAUUUGUGGCAUUCAAAACACCAUUGGAUAGUAAAUACAAAACACCUGUGAGGUAUAGAUUCAAUACAGGUAUGCUCUUCUCAACAAUGGCUAAAAUGAAGGUAUUAUAAAAUAUUAUUAUUAAAGUAUUUAUUUGUAUUUUAGUAAAAUAAAUAAUGGUAACAAAUGUAUUUUUCACUGAAGAAACUCAGUUUUAAUUAUCUGUAAACUGAUUCACCUAACGUAACUUUAUAACUAUACCUAACAUAUAGCAUUGUUUUGGUUACGCUCCUAGAAAAGGAUGAGAACAGAAAAACAAUUAUACUAAUGUGAGAUAGACUAAUGAUCUAACUUAGUUAAGUGUUAAAACUGAAGGAAGUAAAAUAAAUAAGUUCAAAUAAAAUUAAACUUUUUUGGAUAUUUAUUUCUAUAAUACAUACUCUAAAGCAGUAGUUCCCAACCUUUUUUUAUGGCAUUCCACACAUUUACCCUUUUUGGGAUAUGUGACCCACAUUAAAAAAUAAUAUAUAAAAUCAAAUAUUCCAUAAUAGCUUAAUACAUGAUAAUUAAUAAUAUUGAUAAUACAAGUAAUAUGAAUAAAUUUGUAUUAUAAGCAAAUUUAUCAUUUAAUUUUAAUAUAAUGAAAUAUUUAAUAUCCUAUGUUAUAUAUAAAUAUUAUUGUUUGUACAUUAAAAAAUAAAAUACAAAAAGUUAAAAUAAUAUGAUCAUAAAAUAAUUUCAAUGAGAUUUAGUGUGAUGACUGAGUCUGAAUGUUGUAUAUUUCCCACUGGGGUACAAUCAGAUAAGCUAAUGUGCAUAUCAUGUAUGACAUCUAAUUUGUUUUCUUGUUUUGUUUUAAUAUUGGCAAUAAUUAAAAAUCCUUUUUCACAUAAAUAAGUAGUAGGAAAAAUUAAUAGUUUUUUUUUUGCAUUUAAUGACAAUUCUGGAUAUUUGUUAUAUACUGCUCACCAAAAAUCAAUAAUAGUUUCAUUUUCAUAAGUUUUAUGUUAAGAAAGUUCAAUACUCUAAGUUUCCAGAAGUGCACUGAAGUUGAACUCUUCAAUUGAAACAGUAAAACGAUUUUCAAACCAUUGAAAAUCAUCACAGAUAUCUUUUAAAAAAUAACUACAUUUUAAUUUUCUUAUUUUCUUCUUAUUCUUACUAAUAUUUUUUUUAUUUUUUCUAUAUUAUUACAUUACAAUCAAAAUAUUUUUCUUUCAUCAGGACCCACUAGGUUGGGAAACACUGCUCUAAAGUCUGUGAACCAUUCGCAGGUAAAUUCAAAAAUUUAAUUUUUUUUUGUAAGAAUUUAAAGGAAAUAAUAACCAGAUGAAAAUCACUAGUACAAUGUAGAUACUAAAAUAUGUAUUAAAAUUAAAAUGAACCCUAUAAAUUUCAAAAAAUAUGCAUAAUUGCUUAGGUGACUAAACUAGAUUCAUGCUAAAUAUUGUAUGAAUAGUCAAAAUAAUAUGUUUUAAUUUUUAUUAACAUACUUAAUGAUUGUUUUUAAUUUCAACACAUAAAUACUUUAAAUAUUUCUUUGAUUAUAUUAUCCUCAGAUUCCUAUAUUCUUAAAUUGUAAAGAUAUUAUCAAGUUAUAAGAAUUAUCCCAAUAAUCUACAGUUUACAUCAUAUGUAUUAAAAUUUGUAUUCAGGUACUUUUAUAACAUGUUAUAUUAAGUAAGUAUAUCAAAUCAUUUCAGGUUAAUUUAGGAUUAUGGAUAGACCUAACAAAUUCAAAUCGUUACUAUGAUCAGUCGGAAGUUACCAAUAAUAAUUGUUCUUAUGUGAAACUUCCUUUAAUGGGUCAUGGAAUACCGCCUACUUAUGAAGAAGUUGAUUCAUUUUUGGAUAUUUGUUCGAAUUUUGUUGAUAGUAAUCCUAACCUACACAUUGGUAAGUUAAUUUGUUUUAAUUAUUUGAAAAAAUGUCUGGGUGAAUAGGAUACAUAAGUAAUUCAAUAUUUAGUUUGAAUACUUAAAGCAGCAACUGUCAGCUAACAAACUCUUUAUUAUUGAUAGUUUUUUCCUAGGUGUUCAUUGUACCCAUGGUCUAAACCGGACUGGAUUCUUAAUAGUCGCUUGCAUGGUAAAAGUAUUACAUUAUGAUGUAAAACGUGCUCUACAUGAAUUUGCAACUGCUAGGUAAAAAAUAAAUUAUACUAUUAUGAACAUACUAGAUGAUGAAAUUGUAUACAUUUUUAUAGACCUCCAGGGAUUUACAGACAAUCAUACAUAGAUGAACUAUAUUGUCGAUAUCCAGCUUGAAGAACCUGAAACACCAAAUCAAUGUAAACUUUUUUGCCAAGUAUAAUUCAAUUAUAUAUAUAUAUAUAUAUAUAUAUAUAUAUAUGUAUAUAUGUAUAUAUACAUAUAUAUUAAAUAUUACUAAAUUUGAUUGUCUUUAUUAUCUAUAAACCAUGCAGAAUUGCAUACAUUAAAUAUCCCUUAUAUAAUAUCACAGAGACUAUAACAUUAUCUCUAGUGUAACACAAUAAAUCCUCGACAUACUAAUACCUGGACUGUUUGUCCCCUUGCCCACAUCUAUAAUUAUUGGAUCCAUAGAUAUUAAACUAAUGUAUACGGUUAGCUUAGUUAUUUGUGUCUAAUGCCGUAUCCAUUAGAUUAAUAUCUAUCGAUCUAACAUGGUUAGAAAGACAGAUAGUAUCAUGAUGAAUACCUUAGAAGAAACUAUUAUAUUCCUUGAAAUAAAAUGUUAACGAGUGAAUAACACACAGACAUUUCAAGUAUAAAUGACUGACCCCACAGUAAUAUAAUACAUAUAACAAUUAAAAAAUAUUUAAUAAUGAUCCUGGUUCACUAUGGGUUCGUGUCACGGAUUAAGAUAUAGUAAGUACUUAUAUCAUAAUUCGUGCGUCAUGUCAAUACUUUUGUACAUUCAUCACAAAUCAUUUUGUAAUAAUAAUAAUCACAAUGAUAUUUUGCAAUGUAUUCAAUAAUAUUAUCAGCUACUUGUUGCAAAAUGUGAAAUUUUUUAUGUUUAAAUAAAUUUAAGUCUUCAUCAUUUAACACUGCAUUUACAUUUCUAUGUACAUCUUUGAAUCAUAAUUAUUUAUGUUUUUGAGAGUACUGCUACUGACCUUCAAAAUCAUUGUCCAGUCCAAUGCCAAACAAUUUGUUCUUGAGGAUACUUUAAUCUCUGUGUGUACUAACUAUCAUUUGAAUGCACGUUGAAAUCGUAAGGCUAUGGGAUUGUUAUCAAAUCCUCGUCUGGAACGGAUUGCAUAGAAAAAUAUCAACAGAUGGUCCUGCCUUAAUUUAUAAGUUAAUAAAAAGUCAACACCAUUUAUUAUAAUUGUGUCAAUUAAUAUAUAUAUAUAUAUAUAUAUAUAUAUGUUAUGUUCUGUAAUACAAUUAUUACAGAAAUAAAUUAUUGUUCUUUAAGGCAUUGUAAUAUUUGAAAGUAUUUAAU